Penicillium chermesinum is the source of this 1668-nucleotide messenger RNA. RefSeq names its product putative zinc knuckle transcription factor/splicing factor MSL5/ZFM1 (gene bbp). Gene Ontology annotation, molecular function: mRNA binding. Gene Ontology annotation, cellular component: nucleus. NCBI's taxonomy places the organism in Eukaryota, Fungi, Ascomycota, Eurotiomycetes, Eurotiales, Aspergillaceae. Gene Ontology annotation, biological process: regulation of mRNA splicing, via spliceosome. The annotation marks the transcript as partial. The record is from RefSeq and is a predicted model, not a curated record. The transcript is spliced from 8 exons.
AUGGCCUGGCGUAAUCAAGGUAUUACGGGCUCUAACAACAUCCCUUUGGGGCGUCGUCGCUUCGCUGGGGAGGACGAGGAGGACAGUCGGACCGCGACGCCUUCGUCCGUUCACGAUGGCCCCAAACGCGGUCGCAGCCCUGCUCGAGCAGACCCUACCAACGAUGAUUCUAAGCGCCGCAAGAAGCGCAACCGCUGGGGCGAAUCGAAUGAGAACAAAGCUGCCGGCUUGAUGAGUCUGCCCACGUCGGUCAUGGCCAGCUUCACCAGCGAGCAAAUGGAAGCCUACACUUUGCACCUGCGCAUUGAAGAGAUCAGCCAGAAGCUUCGCAUCAACGAUGUCGUCCCUGCGGAUGGUGAUAGGUCGCCUUCCCCUGCGCCCCAAUAUGACAACUUUGGUCGACGUGUGAAUACGCGCGAGUUCCGUUAUCGUAAGCGACUGGAAGAUGAGCGUCACAAGCUGGUUGAAAGGGCCAUGAAGCAUAUUCCUAACUACCACCCGCCUUCCGAAUACCGACGCCCCACCAAGACUCAGGAGAAGGUUUACGUUCCGGUGAACGACUAUCCGGAGAUUAACUUCAGACCUCGUGGUAACACUUUGAAGAAGAUGGAAACCGAGUCCGGUGCCAAAAUCGCUAUCCGUGGCAAAGGUUCCGUUAAGGAAGGCAAAGGCCGAUCUGAUGCUGCUCACUCUAGCAACCAGGAAGAAGACUUACAUUGUCUGAUCAUGGCAGACACCGAGGAGAAGGUGAACAAGGCCAAAAAGCUAGUUCACAACGUCAUCGAAACGGCUGCUUCUAUUCCGGAGGGUCAAAAUGAGCUCAAGCGAAACCAACUGCGUGAGCUCGCUGCCCUCAACGGUACCCUCCGUGAUGAUGAAAACCAAGCUUGUCAGAACUUACAGGUGGUCAAAUCGGACAUCGUAAGUACGAUUGUCCUGAGCAGCGCAACUUCACCGCGAACAUCAUUUGUCGCACUUGUGGCAAUGCUGGACACAUGGCUCGUGAUUGUCCCGACCGCCAACGUGGUAGUGACUGGCGCAACAACCCUGCUGGCGGCCGUGGUCCUCGUGCUAUCGGCACAGGGGGAUGCCGUCGACCGUGAAAUGGAGCAACUCAUGAACGAAUUGUCUGGUGGUGCGCCUGCUGAUUAUCCACCUCGUCGCAUCGAGGCCGGUCCUGAAAAUGACGGUUAUGCCGACGAUAAUGAUGCCAAGCCCUGGCAGCAGCGUGGUCCACCACCAUCCAGCGAUGUGGCUCCAUGGCAAUCACGUCGCGAGCAUCGUCCCCGAGACGACUAUGGCUCUCGUGACAAUGGCUCUGGAGCUGCCCUUGGGCCCAGCGUGGUGGACCCGACUACGGCUAUGGAGCUCAAGCCGCAUACCCGGUUCCUGGUAUGCCGGCUGCUGCUAAUCCCUGGCAACAGACUCCCCCCUCCUCCUCCCUCUAGUGGGCAGGCCGCCUAUGGUCGUACGGUGCGCCUCCUGGUGUUCCUCCUGUUGCACCCCCUGGUGCUCCCUCCUGUUACACCCCCUGGUGCUCCUCCUGGUGCUCCUCCUGGCGCUCCCCCUGGGGCUCCUGUUGACGCCCCUCCACCCCCUCCUCCUCCUACCGAUGGACCCCCACCUCCUCCUCCCAGUGAUCAGCCACCCCCCCUCCCCCCCGCCUGC